This is a messenger RNA of Capronia epimyces CBS 606.96, 1395 nucleotides long. RefSeq lists its product as uncharacterized. Gene Ontology annotation, molecular function: DNA-binding transcription factor activity, RNA polymerase II-specific; RNA polymerase II cis-regulatory region sequence-specific DNA binding. The record is from RefSeq and is a predicted model, not a curated record. Gene Ontology annotation, cellular component: nucleus. The transcript has a single exon. NCBI's taxonomy places the organism in Eukaryota, Fungi, Ascomycota, Eurotiomycetes, Chaetothyriales, Herpotrichiellaceae. The coding region runs from base 1 to 1395 and encodes 464 amino acids. Gene Ontology annotation, biological process: regulation of transcription by RNA polymerase II.
AUGGAUCCCGACUCGGAAACCCCCAACUCGGGGUCUCCAUUGUCAGAUAUUGACUCUGACGACUUUCCUGAAGAUGUCAAAUUCAACAAUCGGUCGCGCUCGCAUUCAAGAGGCUCUACGGUGUCUGCAUCAGACGAUGAUCUGGCAUCUCCCUUGAGCACCACGGCGCGAGCACUCGACAUGCCUCCAGCUAAACGCCGCAAGACGGGCGCAUCUAGCUACGACCAUGCCACUCCUCAAUCUGGUUCUACCGUCGUGAUUCCACGAUCUCGAUCUCGAUCUCCCACAGGAUCGAUAUCGAGCGACAGUUCAGGCUCUGUUCCAACUUCACCGUCCUUUGCCCAUCUCGGUCCCACUCACCCUCUGUCGACCGCGUACGCCGCCGCCCAGGCCAAUCCUGACAAUCCCGAAUUGGCAGACUAUGUUCAAGUGACAAAAUGCCUCUGGGAUGGCUGCACAGACCAGGAGCAAGGCAAUAUGGACAACCUUGUCGCCCACAUCAAUGACAUACAUAUUGUUCCCCGCCAAAAGAAAUACUACUGCGAGUGGGAUGGAUGUCCUCGCAAGGGCCAACCUCAUACCAGUGCCUACGCGUUGAAAGCACAUAUGAGAAGCCACACCAAGGAGAAGCCAUUUAUGUGCUCUUUGCCCGAAUGUGACCGCAGUUUCACGCGAUCCGACGCUCUAGCUAAGCACAUGCGUACCGUCCAUGAAACUGAGGCGUUGCGACCGAGCGAUCCAGUGCCCAGAGGCCAUACGGGAGGCAUUUCCAACGGAGGGCCCACUGGCAACACGGUCAAGAGAAUAAAGUUGACAAUGGGCGGCAAGACCAACGGGGAUAAGAAAGGUACCCUGGUAGGAGAUCUUCCUGCGUUACCCACCAGAUACAGUGUAGCCUUGAUGGGAAUCAAUCCUGACGACGUUGAAAUGGCGGACGCCGAUGGUUCAGAGGAACUCGCCGAUGCUGUCGAUGUCGACAGUGUCCCACUCACUCUACCUCUUCCUCCAGACUACUGGCCAACGGAGAUCUGGGAGGACAUGGACGAGUACGAGCGCAGUCUGCCUCCUUCGCAAUAUUUCCGCCUGCUGCGCCGCCAGAUCCACUGGGCGGAAGAGGAAGGCAGCGAGCUGCAACGAGAGCUCGAGGAGCUACGGUCAACUGUGGAAGACGCGCAAGGCAAUCUGGUCAAGCGAGGAUCGGGAGACGAGAAAGGAGCGGACGAGAACCGUCGGGCGGAGUGGCAGCGGGUGGACGAGUUAUUGGAUGCAGUCUUGCGAGCGGAAUGCGCACAGGUCAUGGAGAUGCUCAGCGGUGAGAAACCGGAUGUUGUGGACCAGAAACCGUGGGAGUUGUUGAGGGCGCUGGUCACGGAGCUGCCGACGUCGGUGGACUAG